GCGGCCCAAAGCAGAAACCCCAGAAUUCGCAAAACAGAGAAACUCGAGCCUGCGAGAGCGACUGACGCCAAAGGAGCAAAACCCUCGCGAAAACCUCCAUACUCUCUCCUCACUCCUUCAGAAGCAAGCAAUUGCAGAGGGAACAAAAAGCUCUAGAGAUGGGAAGCAGACUUGGAAGAAGAGUCGUUCACUUCGCAAACCUACCAAUUAAGCUCCUCAUGCCCAACACUUUCACCAACAUCAGAGAAAUCGCACUCAAAACAAUUCCGUCAGCCUCCAAGAUCGAGAUCAAGCGCGUUCUCGAAUCUCUCUACGGUUUCGAGGUUGACAAGGUCCGCACGCUCAACAUGGAAGGGAAGAAGAAGAAGCGUGGGGGCCUGUUAAUUGCAAAACCGGACUACAAGAAAGCCUACGUCACCCUGAAGAACCCAUUGUCGAUAUCGCAGGAUCUGUUCCCUAUAAGGUUUAUAGAGGAAGAGAAGCGAAGCAAGGAGAAGGGGUCGAGCUUCGUGGAGGAAGGGGAUGGAAAGAAGAAACAUUGGCUUGAUGAGAAGGACAAAGAGAGUAGUGGAAAUGAGAGAGGUAGAUUUCGUGGUAGAGGUGACAAGGAGGCCAUGGCAUCUGGGGCGAAGUUUCCAUGGAGCAGCAUGAGGAGUGUAAGGUAGGGCUGUCGACAAACGUCCUUUUUUUUUUCUUCUUUUGGUGUGCCUUUUCGGGUUAUUAUUCUGUACCAACUUCGUAUGGGAUUAAUAAGAGGCUAAUGAUGUAAGAUUUGGUGUUUAUGUGAUUGAUAUGAUCUGAUAAGUGGAUGGGAGCUGUUUCAGUAGGAUAUGAAGGAUUGCCCUUGAAAUGGUAGCUUAUAUGCACUGGACAUGACCCAUUUUCAUAGCCUGGAAUGUUAGAGAUGCACGAGAACUGACCAAAUAUUUGUAUUAUUUUUAUUAAUUCUUUUUUUAAUCCAAUGCCUUGGUAUACAAUGCAAGUU
Molecule: messenger RNA, 985 nt
Organism: Carica papaya (papaya)
Lineage: Eukaryota; Viridiplantae; Streptophyta; Magnoliopsida; Brassicales; Caricaceae
Source: RefSeq, a predicted model, not a curated record